This is a messenger RNA of Entelurus aequoreus (snake pipefish), 2853 nucleotides long. Its product is annotated as solute carrier family 22 member 4-like. The record is from RefSeq and is a predicted model, not a curated record. The coding region runs from base 2 to 1711 and encodes 569 amino acids. The transcript is spliced from 10 exons. Gene Ontology annotation, cellular component: membrane. Gene Ontology annotation, molecular function: transmembrane transporter activity. Gene Ontology annotation, biological process: transmembrane transport. Lineage: Eukaryota; Metazoa; Chordata; Actinopteri; Syngnathiformes; Syngnathidae.
AAUGCAGGACUACGAGGACCUGGUGGUGUCUUUCCUGGGGACCUGGGGUCCUUACCAGAGGCGAGUGUUCUUCCUGCUGUGUUUCGCCGUCUUCCCCACGGGGUACAACCUGCUGUGCCCCCUCUUUCUGCUGGCCACGCCCCCGCACACCUGCCGGAACCCCACCCACGCCAACGUGAGCCAGAGCUGGAUCCAGGCUAGCAUCCCAGUCCAGCUGGUGGAAGGACGCUGGGAGCAAAGCGCUUGUCGACGCUUUGAGCCGGACUUCAUCCAGAACCAGAGCGCACCAGUACCAGGACCAGAGGUCCUGCUGUCGGAGCUGAAGCAGGAAGUUUGUAAGGACGGUUGGACCUUCAGCAAAGAGCACUACCAGUCCACUGUGGUCACCGAGUUUAGUCUGGUGUGUGAGGACCAAUGGAAAGCACCUUUUACCUCUGUCGUCUACUUCCUGGGUGGACUGUUUGGAUGCUUCGUCUCGGGUCAGAUCUCUGACAGGCUGGGCAGAAAGCCGGUUCUGUUGGGUUCCAUCGCGGUGCUGAGCAUCUUCAGCGGCGCUUUGGCACUGGCGCCUUCCUGGGAGGUCUUCACCGUCCUCUUCUUCAUGCUGGGGAUGGGACAAAUCAGCUGCUACGUGGUGGUCUUCGUGCUCGGCUCCGAGAUCAUGAUGGGUCCAACAAGAGUUCUGUUCUGCAGUCUGUCUCUGCCUUUCUUUUACGUGUCGGGAAUGUUGCUGCUGUCCGGCACCGCCUACCUGGUCCCAACCUGGCGUAUCCUGGCGCUGAUCAUGGGCUUGCCUGGUCUGGCUUGUGUGCCGCUCUGGUGGUUCUUGCCUGAGUCUCCUCGCUGGCUGGUGUCUCGUGGACGUCUGAGAGAAGCUGAAGUUCUGUUAAAGUCGGCGGCGCUGGAAAACCACGUGGAAGCGCCACAAGUCAUCUUCGACCCCCCCGAGGUGAGUACGCCUUGCGGUCCUGUUCCAAACCACCUAAAGUCUCUGCAGGUGGAGAACCCGGCGAGCCACAAGUCUGUGGGUUUUCUGGACCUGUUGAAAACUCGGAACGUUCGCUACGUCACACUCAUCUUGUGGCUGGUCUGGUUCUCCCUCAAUGUCAGCUACUUUGGCGUGUCCUUCAACAUGUCCAGCCUCUACGGAAACCCGUUCCUCAACUACUUCCUGGUGUCGGUUGUGGAGCUGCCGGCGUACACGGCGAGCUGGCUGGCGGUGCGUCGUCUUCAUCGCCGCCUGUCUAUCACCAGCUUCUCCCUGCUGGGGGCACUGGCGCUGCUGCUGAUCCAGAUCACCGUCAACAGCGAUCCAAAUGUGACCUUGUUCCUGGUUCUGGUGGGUAAAUUUGGCGUCCUGGCUGGCCUCAACGUCUUGUACACUUUCAGUGGCGAGCUGUACCCCACAGUGAUCCGGAACACGGCCGUGGCCUCCUGCGCCACCUUCUCCAGGAUGGGUUCUUCAGUGUCGCCUUACCUGCUGCAGCUGGCCGUGUUCAAUCAGUACCUGCCGUGGAUCAUCGUGGGUUGUCUGUUGGUGCUCAGCGUUCUCCUGUGCGUCCUCCUGCCCGAGACCUUCAGAAGGCCGCUUCCAGACACCAUAGAGCAGAUGGCCACCACGCAGGGGUGUACCUGUGGUGCAAAGCAUGAUGGGAAAGCAGCUGAGGAUCAAACAUCAGUACCAGAGAUCAUCUAUACGAGUCACUUUUAACCCAACUCGAGGACUACAUUCUGUCAAGGCUGGACGGCACUGUCUCAUGUUGUCCACCAGAUGGUGACAAGGCACCACCAGAGCCUCAAGGCUGCUCUUCAUGUCAUUUUUUUUAUUUAUUGAACAGAGAUGUUUAUUGUAAAACUUAGACCAGAGGUUCUUAACCUUGUUGGAGGUACCGAAACCCACCAGUUUCAUAUGCGCAUUCACAGAACCCUUCUUUAGUGAAAAAUAAAAUGUUUAUUUUUUUCAAAUUCAAGACAAAGUUAUAUGUUUUUGGUACACUUAUUAUGGGGAACAUAUUCUAAGUAACAAAGACUUAAUUUAGAGUUAUUUGGUUAGGGUUAGGGCCAUGGUUAGGGUUAUAAUAAAGCCAUGCCGAAUAAGGCAUUAAUAAGUACUUAAUAAUGACUAGUUAAGAGCCAAUAUGUUACUAAUUUGCAUGUUAAUAAUCAAGUAAUUAAUGGUGAAUAUGUUCCCCAUACUAAAGUGUUACCAUGUUUUUUUUUUACUGGUGCACAAAAUGAACCGUGCAUGAACAUCACCUUGUUCAAAGAACAAAACCAACACAGUGCAUAAACUCACAACAAAGGACACACCUGCAAAUCAGUCAGCUGUUGCCGUAUCCGUAAUACGCCGAUAGGGAGAAGUUUGUAUUUACACGAUGAGUCGGGUGUGUUUUGACCUCCGCCGAACCCCUGAGGCCGACUCACCGAACCCCUAGGGUUCGAUCGAACCCAGGUUAAGAACCACUGACCUAGACAAUGUCAUUUUCUGUAAAGGUACCAGCGAGUAAAUAGAUAUUGACAUUCCAUUUGUGUUUGGGUAAAAUACUUGAAGUAGUUUGUGAAAAUAAAAUACUGGCUCAGGAUCUGGAAUCAUUUCCUCCAGAUUUGGUCAAAUAUUUACAAAAUAACUUUGUACUAACUAAGUACUUUGUUCAUAUUAUUAUGUAGUAAUGAAGUAAUCCUUCUUAGGCCCAUUUUCAUUUAGGAUGCCACAUGUUGCUCUCAUGUUGUUUCCUACAUGUUCGUAGUACGCUGGUUAGCUUGUUCUGUUAUUUUCUGCCUCUACAGAUCUUUGUGUAAUAAAUGGUCUAUAUCAUGUAUUCUUCUUGCUACAGGCAUUUUUCAAUCCCUGUG